AUGGAUCCGAAGAGAACUCUGAUCAAGAACGUGCGUGUCUUCGACGGCACGCGCGUUCUGCCCCACUCCGCCGACGUUUUGAUACAGGACGAGCUUAUCGCGGAAGUCUCGCAUACAGGAGAGAAGCUCUCCGACCGGUGGGAUGUCGAAGUCGUCGAUGGAAGCGGCAAGACGCUUCUCCCUGGACUGCUGGACGCCCAUACACACACGCGAAGUCCCUGGGGCGAGCAGGCACUCAUCUGGGGCGUGACCACGGAAAUGGAUUUGAUGUCCUUUCCGGAGGAUAUGCUGCCGCUUCGAGCCGAGGCUGCGACUCGCAUGGACAUAUCAGACAUCAAGUCGUCUUCAAUCAGCAUGACUGUUCCAGGAGGCUGGCCCUCUCCACUGAUCAAAGAAGGCGUGAUCCGCGAUUUUCCUCAGAUGGCGUCGAUGGACCAGGUUCAGCCCUUCAUUCGAGAGCGCGUGCAGGACGAGAAAGCGGACAUUAUCAAAUUGGUCGUCGACACGCGGAAGUGGCACGAGGAGAUCCCUACGAUGAGUAUGGAUAUGGUGGAGAAGAUUGUGCAAGUGGCGCAUUCUCACAAUCGACUUGCCAUUUGCCAUAUCCACGAACACCAGGCGGCGAUCAACGUCGUCAAAGCCGGCGUCGAUGGCCUGGCCCAUCUUUUCCUCGACGAGCCACCGUCGGAGGAGUUCGUUCAGCUCUGCGUGGAGAAAGGGAUCUUUGUGGUCACGACAUUCGGCAUCCUGGCGGGGCUCAGCAACCACUGUUACGCAACUGAGUUUGCCAAACUUCCUCAGGUGCAGACAUACACAUGCGACCUGGGUGUUCACACCCUCGGUCGAGAUGCGAGCAAUUGGGGCUAUGUCAAGAACGCUUCGAAGAAUCCCCAGUGGGCGCUCGACGCGGCUCGGGCGCUGCACAAGGCAGGAGUCCCUGUCCUCAUUGGGACAGACAGUCUUCGAGACAUGAGCCCCUGUGUCUGCCAGGGCGUGUCGGUCCACCACGAGAUGUGGCUACUUGUGGACGAGUGCGGGUUCUCGCCGGUCGAGGCGUUGCGUGCCGCUACGGGGAGAACAGCCGAAGCUUAUGGCUGGAAGGACCGCGGUGUGGUCGGGGCUGGGAAAUUGGCAGACUUGGUCUUGGUCGAUGGGGAUCCGACCGAGGACAUCAAGAAGACAUUGGACAUCUCUGCAGUCUGGAGACGCGGCCACAAGCUGGAUCGGGAGGCGGCCAGGGAACGAGUCAAGCAGCCCGGCUGGGGAACUGGAACGCCAUCCAGUGAUGAUCACUUGAAAUGCUGCCAAUGA
This is a messenger RNA of Fonsecaea multimorphosa CBS 102226, 1311 nucleotides long. RefSeq lists its product as uncharacterized. The record is from RefSeq and is a predicted model, not a curated record. Gene Ontology annotation, molecular function: hydrolase activity, acting on carbon-nitrogen (but not peptide) bonds. The transcript has a single exon. The coding region runs from base 1 to 1311 and encodes 436 amino acids. NCBI's taxonomy places the organism in Eukaryota, Fungi, Ascomycota, Eurotiomycetes, Chaetothyriales, Herpotrichiellaceae.